AUGUCAGACGAUGAUCAAUUUUCUCUUCAUAGCUUUGACCCAGAUUAAGAAAAGAAUAUUGAAAAUGAAAUCGACCAAUUCUAUAAGGAAUUAAGUCUUCAAUUUUAUGGCGAGGAUAAGAAGAAGAAGGUUUCUUUACUUAUGUCAGGUUCGACUCAAGAGACAAGCAAGCCCAGCAGAGACACGCUGCCGGAUGUAAAAAAGGGUUUUAUGUAUGUGACUCCUCUAUCUACUCGGCCAGGCAGUCCAAGAGUUGGUCGAAUUCAAGUGCAAAAGAGAGCGACAAAUCAAAACAGUUCAGGAAGUCCUUCCAAGUUGAAACCUCUACAAACAAAAAAACUUCUCUAGCUCCUACAGUCACCUUACAAUUCGAAGAACACUUAGAAACAAGCUUUCAUCAAAAAAUAAUUGGAUAUGAUAAAGCGCAUACAGAUUUAGGAAUUAAAAGAACAUUAUUAUAAAUGA
Paramecium tetraurelia is the source of this 465-nucleotide messenger RNA. RefSeq lists its product as uncharacterized. The transcript has 2 exons. The record is from RefSeq and is a predicted model, not a curated record. NCBI's taxonomy places the organism in Eukaryota, Ciliophora, Oligohymenophorea, Peniculida, Parameciidae.